AUGAAAAAGUUUAUCAACAGCCAAUCUAGCGAUACAGACUCUGGGCGAUUUUCCGGAGGCGCAACCUCCUCUGACUCUUCGUUCCGCAUUCAAGAUGUCAACAGUACCCUGCUUAUCAAGAUAUCAAUAACUCCUUUAUCAAAACAAGUUUAUGCUUCAGUGUCAUCGAAAGCCUUAGUAAAUCAUGUCAAACAGAAACUGCUUCAAGAGUUUGGAUCUCAGAUUACUGACAGCAUAAAUUGUGGUCUUUUUGUACCUCCGUCCAAUGGGAGGAACGGGAAGUUCCUCGAAGAAGACCGUCCGAUUUCUGCCUAUGUUACCGACAAUUUGAGCUCCAACCUUGAAUUUACUCGAAAAAGGCGACUUUGUUCUCCAUCACAACUAAUCUCACCAUUAGAAGAUAAGUCAAAAAAUAUCCCUCAAUCUUUUCUCCGUGCUGUUUCGCGAGGCGAUAUCAAAAAAGUCGAAAAGUAUCUUUCAAAAGGAUUUGAUCCCAAUUUCAUUUGUCCAAGGACAGAUGAAUCUCCCUUAUCUGUGGCCGUCUCAAGGCCAAGACCAUUAGAGAUGAUAAAGGCAUUAAUCUCGGGUGGAGCACACAAAGAUUUCCGAACUAGAAAUGGAUUAACUCCACUGCAUAAAGCUGCCUUCAUAGGCAAUUUCGAUGCGGUCAAAGCUCUACUUGAUUUUGGACAAUCUCCCAAUACUUUGGAUGCCAAUGGCUUGACUCCACUCUAUCAUAACAUCCUCGGUGAUGUUGAUACAAGAAUUUGCCACAGACUGCUGUACGAGUAUGCUCAGAUAGAAAUAUACGACUCGGAUGGAAAGCAGGAGAUUCACCAGGCUGCUUUACUGGGUCGCACGGAUCAAAUCAACCUGUUAAUAAUGUACGGUGCAGACGUAAAUGCUAGAUCCCUUCCACGCCCACCUCUUGAUCCCCCAGGUCUUCCAGCACUUCCCACUCGCUCAACAAACAAGCCAAGUCAACAGGGAGGUCAAUCAAAUUGGGGACAGCUGCAGUUGCAUCGGAUAACUGGAUGCGGACGAGAGACACCUUUGCACUAUGCAGCCAUAGCAGGACAGUGUGCAACGGCCAGACGUCUCCUUUACUGGGGUGCUGAUCCAACUCUCACUAACGAUGAUGGGCGCACACCCGUCCAGGAAGCACGGCUUCAUGGUAAUCUCGAGGUCGUUGAAAUUAUACGCAACUUUCGAGGAGGUGCUGGUGCCAGUGUGAGGGGAAUUGGUGGCUCAGAGGGCAGUAUUUGUGGACCUUUCCUUCCAGCUCCAACCUACAACCAAAAACGCAAGCCAAUGACGGCACCUCUGCAAGCAUCUCCAUUGGACCACUAUGUGACCUUGACAAUGUUGGGACCUGAACGCAAAGGUCCCUCAAAGAGCGUCACCAUACCCUUCCCCGUUAGCCCAUCCCGAAAACAGGCCUCUUUAGUAGUUACCGAUGGCCAUCCCCCACACCAAAAUCAUCCACCCUCACCAUCACCAUCCCCUUCACCCCUGUGCCGUCUUAGAGAUCGAGCGUGUUCUGAAGGCGAUCUCAUGCGCUUUCUGGAGGAGGAAGAGAAGAAUAGUAAUGAGAAGAGGGAUACGGAGGAUCAAGCAAGCGCUCGCGUUGUCCAGUCAUCUCGAGAAAGGCCCAACUAUCGUCAUAUUCGACGUCAGAAGAUCGUGCGUGGAUUAACCGAUGUUUUAAACGCAACUGACCGAUCUACAAGCCCGAAUCACAACUGUCGACGCCUGAGAAGUUGGAAGUCGUCUCACACUCUCAACGAGGACUCAAAUCUGGAAGAUGAUGAGGUGGCUGACAUGAUACCCGCUAUGGUAAAGGGUCGACCAAAGUCGCGAAUGACCAGUCCUCAAAUCGGUGAUGUGGAUACACUGGCCUUAAGUCGAUUUAGAACUGCUCCGGCUUCAAAUCUUUCACCCGAAAGACCCUGGUCUUCCCAAGACUCCUCCUCCACAGCCGCACAUCUUGCCAGAAGAGAGUUAGUCUGCUUAUCAUGA
Messenger RNA from Hydatigera taeniaeformis, 2019 nucleotides. The record is from the annotation of a GenBank genome assembly. NCBI's taxonomy places the organism in Eukaryota, Metazoa, Platyhelminthes, Cestoda, Cyclophyllidea, Taeniidae.